Trypanosoma conorhini is the source of this 1422-nucleotide messenger RNA. RefSeq lists its product as uncharacterized. The record is from RefSeq and is a predicted model, not a curated record. Bases 1 to 1422 code for a protein of 473 amino acids. NCBI's taxonomy places the organism in Eukaryota, Euglenozoa, Kinetoplastea, Trypanosomatida, Trypanosomatidae. The transcript has a single exon.
AUGUUUUUUGUGCUUCCCUCCCCUGUCUACCCGCGACGCAGGCAGGAGCGGGUGCUCAAGGGACUCUACCAGCUUUGCAACACCGUCGACGUCGUCUGCUUCGUUGUACUGAUGACGGAGUUCUACGUGCGGCUGGAGAGCAGCCUCCCUGGGUACUUCACGCAUGGCAAUGUCACCGUGGGCCUGGGGCUGUGGACCGCGACCGAGAACUGCAACUACAGCGCGGAAAUCAGAAUGGGCAGGGUCUUCAGCACGCUGAGCGUGGACGGUGGGUCGCUGCCAGUUCCCCUCAUGGUAAUGGCGCAGUACGCCAUCGCGAUUCUUGUGAUGCUGUUUCUGGCGAUCCUCAACAACGCGGUGAGUCUGAUUAACUACUCGGCAGGGGGCCGCCACCUGCGCAUUUGCGGCGUGCAUGUGCCCUUCUACCACAUCCUGUGCGUCUUUUCCUUCCUCUACUGCUUCGUGCUCAUCGUGUUGGUGUUUGUCACGCAGCCGGUGCGGGGCUUCUACAAGGAGGCUGUCUUGGCCUGCGCGGCGCAGUUGGAGUCCAGCAACCCAGCGCUGUUGCUUGCAUCGGAGUACGACGACUACAACAUCUUUUCAACCCCCGUCGAGUGGGCCCUCGCCGCCGCGCUAAUCAAUCUGUGCAUCUACUGCGUAGGGGCCGCCGUGCUCACGUGGAACUCGCACAGCCGCGAGAUUGUGCUCUUCUCGGAGGCCCCCGUCCCGUGGGAGGGGCGCGGGGUGCGGUGCAAAACAAAUAAGCCGGCCCUCCGCCUUCACACGACGGCGCGGGACACAAUUCUGGGCGAGGCCCAUGCCGCGCUUUCGCGGGGCGAGGGCGUGCGCAUCGUCUGCAGCUACGCCCUCAUGACGGAGGCGGAGUACGAGACGCAGGUGGAGGAGAUGCGGCAGCGCUUCUCCGCGGAGAUGAAGGAGGAACAGUUUGAGCAGCUGCGCUCCCACUUUGGGCGUGCGUCGGACCUGGAGGAGAACGGCUUCUUGUGGCGGCGUCAGGCCGCCCCCCCGCGCCGCCGCCGCCGCCGCCGCCGGACGACGCGGAUCAGUUCUUCGUCGUGGACGGACUCUCGCCGGCCGCCCACGACGCCGUCCGCGUCGGCGACGGUGACGCCUUCGACGAGGCCCUCGACGACCCCGACUUCGGGGCGCAGUUCUGGAGCGAGUACGGCACCAGCGACUACGACGUCGCGGACGCCAACGACGGCGGCGAGUUGGCGAAAGGCCCCCCGCAGCCGGGGGACGCGGAGAAGCACCGGCCGCGCAAAAGGCGCCGCCGCCGCCGCCGCCGCCGCAGCCUCGACGCCGAGGGCGGUGGGCUGCAGGAGCGGGACGAGGAGGACGAGGAGGAGGAGGAGGAGUUCGCGCCGCCGCGGGCGGCAGCGGGCGGGGAGGGGGGCGUAG